Chinchilla lanigera (long-tailed chinchilla) is the source of this 1844-nucleotide messenger RNA. Its product is annotated as caspase-1-like. Bases 91 to 1350 code for a protein of 419 amino acids. Lineage: Eukaryota; Metazoa; Chordata; Mammalia; Rodentia; Chinchillidae. The transcript has 9 exons. Gene Ontology annotation, biological process: proteolysis; regulation of apoptotic process. Gene Ontology annotation, molecular function: caspase binding; cysteine-type endopeptidase activity. Gene Ontology annotation, cellular component: protein-containing complex. The record is from RefSeq and is a predicted model, not a curated record.
GGACUGGGGUUUUGCUGGAGUCAGUUCUCAUUUUGCGAUCGUAACUCUUAAGUGUCUCAAGUCGGACAGAGGAAGCCGACUCAGAACAAAAUGAGCACCAGGUGUUCUCACAAAGAAAACACAGUCCUGAAGAGAAUCAGAAAGGAGUUUGUCCGUUCAGUUGGCAUCGGUACAAUUAAUGGCCUGCUGGAUGAAUUACUAGAGAAACGCGUGCUGAACCAGGAGGAGGUGCAGAUUGUACGAUGCGAAAGGUCUGUAGUUAUGGAUAAGGCCCGAACUUUGGUGGAUGGCCUCACUGGGAAAGGGCCCCAGGCCUGCCAGAUUUGUAUUGAUUACAUUUGUGAAGAAGACUGCCACCUCGCUCGGACACUGGGGCUCUUCUCAGGUCCACACACUGGGAAUAACUUUAGUACACAGGACUCCCAAAGAGUAGUUCCUUCUUCCUCAGCUUCUCAGGAAGUACAGGACAACCAAGCUGUGAACCAAGCUCUGAACCAAGCUGUGUUCAUAUCCUCAGGCCCAGUAGGAAGCCUCAAGCUUUGUCCCCUGGAAAAAGCCCAAACAAUAUGGAAAGAAAAGUCAGCGGAGAUCUAUCCAUUAAUGAGCAAGUUGACUCGUACGCGUCUUGCCCUUAUUAUCUGCAAUACAGAGUUUGACAGUCUUCCCAGAAGGGCGGGAGCUGAAAUGGACAUCAGAAAUAUGAGAGCACUUCUAGAGGGCCUGGGAUACCAAGUGAUUGUGAGAGAAAAUCUCACUGCUUCGGAAAUGGCUAUGGAGGUGAAGGCAUUUGCAGCCUGCCCGCAGCACAAGACCUCUGACAGCACUUUCCUGGUGCUCAUGUCUCACGGUGUUCCGGAUGGCAUUUGUGGGAAGAAGUACUCUGCAGAAGUCUCAGACGUACUGAAAGUCAGCACCAUCUUUCUCAUGUUGAACACUAGCAACUGUGCCAGCUUGAAGGACAAACCCAAGGUGAUCGUCAUUCAAGCGUGCCGUGGUGAGAACCCAGGAGUGGUUUGGUUAAAGGAUUCAGCCGGAAGCUCUGAAAACAAAAUCCUACUCAGUCCAGAAGUCUUUGUGAAUGACGGCAUUAAGAAAGCCCACAUAGAGAAGGAUUUUAUUGCUUUCUGCUCUUCAACACCAGAUAAUGUUUCUUGGCGACAUCCUGAAAGGGGCUCUCUUUUUAUUGUGGAACUUGUCAAAACUAUGCAAGAAUACGCGUGGUGCUGUGACCUGCAGGAAGUUUUCCGAAAGGUUCAACUUGCAUUUGAAAUACCAGAUCCCGUGGCACAGAUGCCCACUACUGAGAGAGUGACUUUGACAAAACUCUUCUAUCUCUUCCCAGGGCAUUAAAACACGUAAAUUGUAUCACCAUCCUCUGUGUAGGUUUGUGUAUGUGUAGUGAGGGGAAGAAGGAAUUGGGGGUAGAGUACUGGGACCCCAUUAUGGUCUGAUAAAAUGGAGGGAGGAUACUAAAAAGCUAUUUCUUUUUCUAUUUAGUUCAGAGCACAUGCUUUUAAAGUUCUGCAGAAGUGGAUGGGUAUUCCUUAGGGGCAAACGGUAUACAUCAAAAAGUAGUCAAAAGAUAUUGAAAACCACUUUAGAAGAACCACAGUAGGGAACAUUUAAAUGCAGCAUAGAUUCUUCCUUUUUUAUAUGUUUGCCCCCAUUGGUAGAGAGACCUUACUACUUGCAUAUAUUUCAGCUGAGCUCUUUCUUAUAUUUGGGUUAUUUCCCAUUCUGUAGGAAGCCAGGAGUUCUAUUUUUCUGCCCCAUUAUUUAGAAUCAUGCCUCUUGGAAGCAGAUAUUUCUUUUAAAAAUCUAAUAAAUCUGAAAUAAAAACAAAA